AGUUGAACUGAGCUGAGCCAAGCUGAGCUGAGCAGAUCAAAACGACGAAAACCCUAAAGAGAUAAAACGGAAAAACGGCCAAGCACAGCAAAGUGAGAGCGGGAGAGAUGCCUUAUCAGCCAGCGGGCAAUAACGGCAGCGGCGGCAGCGUCAGCAGCGCCAGCAGCAAAGCUGCUGCAAAAAUGUCGCAGCUCAAGUUCUGGAACAAGCAGAACAGCAGCAAGCAGCAGGACAAGCAACUGCAACAGCUACAAGACUCAUCCGACGGCUGCGAUGCGAACGGCAACGGCAGCGGCGGCAACAACAGCGCCAGCAACGGCAGCGGCAGCGGCGGCAACUCCAAGGGCGACUCGAAGAGCGGCAAGCGCAAUUGGCUGCACACGCCGGAGCAGCUCAUCAAUGGACAUGCGGUCUAUCUAGUCAAGUUCUUUGGUAACCUGAGCGUGGACCAACCCAAAGGCAUCGAAGUGGUCAAGGAUGCAAUACGUAAAUUACAAUUCGCCCAACAGAUGAAGAAGGCGGAAACGGGAACACAGGAGAAAUUUAAGAAACUGGAGAUUACGAUUAGCAUCAAGGGCGUGGCCAUACAGGAGCCGCGCACACACAAAAUACUUCAUCAGUUUCCGCUGUACAACAUCUCGUACUGUGCGGACGAGAAGGGCGUGAAAAAGUUCUUUAGCUUCAUUGCCAAGACAAUCAAGACGAAAGAUAAUGGCGCAACAGACACAAACGGCUACAAUUCGAAUGGCAACGCGAAGCCGGAGGAGACGCACGAGUGCUUUGUCUUCAUAUCAAACAAAUUGGCCUCGGACAUUACGUUGACCAUUGGCCAGGCCUUCGAUUUGGCCUACAGAAAAUUCAUGGACAGCAAUGAGAAGACAAAUCUACACAAGGCGCAGCAACAAAUUGCGCAUCUGCAGCAGACAAUUUCGAUAUACAAAGAGCGACUGCGCGAACUGUCGAACAAAUUGCCAAAGGGCGAGCUGGAUGCAAUGCUCUAUAAGCUGGGCGUCAAGGAUAUUGUCGAGGUGCCCAGCCAGGAGCUGAAUGGCACCGAACAGCUGAGCAAUGGCAAGCUGGAUGAGGACAAGUUGCUGAUUGAUACCAAUUCGAUGACCGCCUCCUCGACACAUUCGUCGUCCCCCAAUUCGUUCUUGCCAAUUGUGCCGCCGCGGAGCAAUCUGUCCAGCCAGAUGAGCAGCAGCAGCAGCGGCGGUGGUGGCAAGAGCAAUAGCCAGAAAAUGGACGAGCUGCUCUUGAAUUCGGAUUCGGAUAGUGAUUUCGAUCCACGGGCCGAUGAGAUACAGGAUAAUCUGAGCAAUGGACGUAAUGCCAUUAGCAACGAUCUGUUUGGCUUUGAGCCAUCCAAGAGCUUUGGCCAGCAGCUUUUCUUCAACAACAACAACAACAACAACAGUAGCCUAAAUAACAACAACAGCAGUCUAAAUAACAACAACAACAACAACAGCAUCAACAGCAGCGGCUUCUCCAGCGAGCUGAACAUCACGCCACCUCUAUUGGCACCGCCGCCAAAGAUUGCGGCACCACGUCGCAGCACCUCGGUGUCCAAUAGCGGCAACAAUGGCUUGAAUGGCAAUACGGAUCUGUUUGGCUCCGAUCCAUUCGAAAUGAACAACGGGCCCAGCGUGUUCAAGAGUCAACUUAACAUUGAUGACUUCUCAUUGGAGAGUUUGGAUCCGUUGCGCAAGUGAAGGAGAAAGAGGAAGGGGAAGAGGAAGAGGAAGAGCGGCGGCGGCAGCAGUAGAUCGAAAGCGGUGCUAACCACGCCAUUUGCUGCAAUAUCGAUCGAUCCGAA
Molecule: messenger RNA, 1816 nt
Organism: Drosophila arizonae
Lineage: Eukaryota; Metazoa; Arthropoda; Insecta; Diptera; Drosophilidae
Gene: ced-6
Product: PTB domain-containing adapter protein ced-6
Source: RefSeq, a predicted model, not a curated record